CGCUCACUUCCGCUUUCUGCGCCGUGACAGCAGCUGUUGGACGCUCUGAGCCCGGUCCGGAACCAUGCCUCGCAAGAUUGAGGAGAUUAAAGACUUUCUGCUGACAGCCAGGAGGAAGGACGCAAAGUCGGUCAAGAUCAAGAAGAACAAGGACAAUGUGAAAUUCAAGGUGCGCUGCAGCCGGUACCUGUACACCCUGGUCAUCACGGACAAGGAGAAGGCCGAGAAGCUGAAGCAGUCCCUGCCCCCAGGUUUGGCCGUGAAGGAGCUGAAAUGAGCCGUGGGUUUCUCCACGUUUGUUACAAUAAAUAAAAACCCUCAACUGUU
Messenger RNA from Gavia stellata (red-throated loon), 327 nucleotides. It is a transcript of the gene RPL38, whose product is annotated as ribosomal protein L38. Gene Ontology annotation, biological process: translation; protein-RNA complex assembly. The transcript has 5 exons. Gene Ontology annotation, cellular component: cytosolic large ribosomal subunit; ribosome. The coding region runs from base 65 to 277 and encodes 70 amino acids. The record is from RefSeq and is a predicted model, not a curated record. Gene Ontology annotation, molecular function: structural constituent of ribosome. Lineage: Eukaryota; Metazoa; Chordata; Aves; Gaviiformes; Gaviidae.